AUGGCAGCAGCUGAAAUGAAAACAGGCGCCUAUUUCGAGUCUCCAGCCCGCCCGGCGCCCGUAAUCCAGGAUAAUCUACGCACAUUCCUCAGGCAUUUGUAUGCCGAGUGCGCUUAUCGUUACCAAAACGAUUCGCUCGAGUCUGACUCUUUGAUUUUCUGUCUCUCCGUCUCCUUAGGCUAUGAUGAUGUGGACUUGCCAGAGGAAUACACAAUCAUGCCGCCAUAUAUGGAGGAGGCCAUAUUCAAUGGGGGGGCCAUUGAUAUUCAGGAUGUGGACGAGGCCGCCGCUAAGAAUAACGAGCUCUAUGCGACUGUCAUGACGGCAACAAUGGCGCCAAAUCAGCAUGCCACUAACAUCAGCAAUCAGAAUGGCAGCCAGGCAGGACCUCUUGGCGCUGCCCGGCGGCUCUUUUGUCCCGUUAACUUCGACGGAUAUCUCUGCUGGCCACGCACACCAGCUGGCACUGUGUUGAGUCAGUAUUGUCCAGAUUUUGUCGAGGGCUUCAAUACCAAAUUUUUAGCGCACAAGACUUGCCUGGAGAACGGUUCCUGGUACCGCCAUCCGGUAAGCAAUCAAAUCUGGUCCAAUUACACUAACUGCGUGGACUAUGAGGACUUUGAGUUCCGUCAGUUCGUUAACGAGAUGUACGUUAAGGGAUAUGCGCUCUCCCUGCUCUCCCUGCUCAUAUCAAUUAUCAUUUUUCUUGGCUUUAAAUCCUUGCGCUGCACUCGAAUACGCAUUCACGUGCAUCUAUUCGCAUCGCUGGCCCUUACGUGCGUCGCCUGGAUGCUGUGGUAUCGCUUUGUGGUGGAGCAGCCCGGUUUGAUUGGCGAAAAUCCGCCAUGGUGCAUUGCGCUGCAUCUGGCGGUGCACUAUUUUAUGUUGGUGAAUUAUUUCUGGAUGUUCUGCGAAGGCCUGCACCUGCAUCUUGUGCUCGUUGUGGUCUUUGUCAAGGACACGAUUGUCAUGCGUUGGUUCAAGCUGCUCAGCUGGCUGUGCCCGCUCCUGUUCGUGGUGCCAUACGGAACGGCUCGAUACUUUAGCGCCAGUGACAAUGCUCACUGCUGGAUCGAUGACAGCCUCCUCCUCUGGAUCUUCUCAGUGCCCAUCACACUCUCGCUUCUGGCAAGCUUCAUCUUUCUCAUUAACGUUCUGCGCGUAAUUGUGCGGAAGCUUCAUCCGCAGUCGGCUCAACCAGCACCAUUGGCUAUUCGCAAGGCAGUGCGCGCAACUAUUAUUUUGGUACCGCUCUUCGGGCUUCAGCAAUUCCUGUUGCCCUAUCGCCCCGAUGCCGGUACACAGCUUGAGCGCUUCUAUCAGCUGCUCUCUGUUGUGCUAGUCAGCCUACAGGGCUCCGUAGUCUCGUUCCUGUUCUGCUUUGCCAACCAUGAUGUGACAUUCGCCAUGCGCACGAUGCUCAACAGGUGGAUCCCCAGUUUGGUGGCACCUCCGCCUCCCGGGAGUAAUACUGGACAAAUGGCAACCACCACUCCCAGUCGCGAGUUGGGCGUUUAAGUUGAUCGGCUCGC
Molecule: messenger RNA, 1532 nt
Organism: Scaptodrosophila lebanonensis
Lineage: Eukaryota; Metazoa; Arthropoda; Insecta; Diptera; Drosophilidae
Gene: hec
Product: calcitonin gene-related peptide type 1 receptor
Exons: 10
Coding region: 1-1518 (505 amino acids)
Biological process (GO): adenylate cyclase-modulating G protein-coupled receptor signaling pathway; cell surface receptor signaling pathway
Cellular component (GO): plasma membrane
Molecular function (GO): calcitonin receptor activity
Source: RefSeq, a predicted model, not a curated record